AUGAGCUUCUCAGUAUCGACAUCACCGUUCCCUCUGGGUGGAGAGUCGAGCCCGGUCAAUAUGUGUACCUCUGGCUGCCACAGGCAGGCCUGCGACUUGCUAGUCAACUGCCGCGUUUUUAUGUCUCGUCAUGGGGCCAACGACACCGGGGCGCCGACCGCUAAACUAGUACACCUAUCCGGUCAGCGCGCACAGAUCCAUGCGUCUGAGCAAUCGGCCAGUCAAGAGGACACGUUGAGUGAGCCAGAAACCCUGGUACCAGACGAUGCAUCGCUGCGCUCUGCCGAACACGGGGGAGAAUGGAGACAGGCGGGGACAGCGGCAGGACGGGAUGCAGUCUGGCACACUACCAGCCAACGGCACAUAUCGAGAGGCAGGACCUCGUUGAAUACUGCGGGCCACCGAACGCUACGUGUGCUGGCCCACCCGCAGUCUUCCGCACUGGUGGCGGCACUCUAUAAUGCCGAACAUCGACACAGCGUUCGACACAGUGCGCUCGUGCUGGGGCCGUAUGGGAGACCGCCGGUUCUAGCCCGCUUCGGCAUCGUGCUCCUGAUCGUAGAGGAUAUCGGGAUUGCGCGGGUCUUCUCGCUCAUCCAGACCCUGGUCCUCGCGAGUGAACAACACCGCGCCAUGGUCCGGAAGCUCAUCGUUGUCUGGCAAAUGGAGGACCUAGACAAUCGUCGGUGGGUGAACAUGCAGCAUUUGCUGGACCUCGAUCGCCAAGAAUUCAAGAUCCUUCGAUUCGUCCUUUACUACCGUCGAAACCGCAAGAAUGAGCCCUCGCGGAACCCCGGCACGAGGGUUCGAUUCAUGAAAGGGUCUGUAGAUGUGCCACAGACGAUAACGACGUACCUGAAGACGCGGCGGGGGAGUAUGUUGGUAGGCGUUUGUGCUCGACAGUCGAUCCGUAACCAGGUCAAGGCGAUCGUUGAGCCCAACUUGAGCGAGGACCUUCUGCUCCUGGAUCUUAACGUUGAGCCGUGUCAUCAGUGGUCGAACACUGACACAACGGUGGCCGACACGACGGGACCGUCCAGAAAACACGUCCAAUGGAUCCCCUCCAGAAUAGCGGAAGGCCGCGGUCAUUCCGGAUGA
Aspergillus calidoustus is the source of this 1098-nucleotide messenger RNA. The record is from the annotation of a GenBank genome assembly. NCBI's taxonomy places the organism in Eukaryota, Fungi, Ascomycota, Eurotiomycetes, Eurotiales, Aspergillaceae.